Molecule: messenger RNA, 1377 nt
Organism: Penicillium brevicompactum
Lineage: Eukaryota; Fungi; Ascomycota; Eurotiomycetes; Eurotiales; Aspergillaceae
Exons: 9
Biological process (GO): transmembrane transport
Cellular component (GO): membrane
Molecular function (GO): transmembrane transporter activity
Source: RefSeq, a predicted model, not a curated record
CUUGAUCCUUGUCUCUGCUCUCCCACACGGCCACUUUCGAAAUUCAUCAUGUCGCCCAAGUCAGAUAAGGCUGAUGUCGACCCUCAACGAGAUUUGAUACAGCCAGAACCAAAGCGCAGAUGGGUGAGCUAUCUUUGGGACACCUUUGACAAGCCCUCAGAAGAGCGCCGACUUCUUUUCAAGCUGGACUUUGCUAUUCUGACAUUUGCAUCUCUGGGAUAUUUCAUUAAGUACUUGGAUCAAAUCAACAUCAACAACGCGUUUGUCUCUGGAAUGAAGGAAGACUUGGGCAUGUAUGGCAAUGAGCUCAACUAUAUGCAAACAUGUUGGACUGUCGGAUAUGUGAUAGGAGAGAUUCCAAGUAACAUCCUUCUGACUCGGAUAAAGCCAAGGUAUUGGAUACCAGCAAUGGAGCUUCUCUGGACUGUUCUCACAAUGUCCUUGUCUCGAUGCAACACCCCGACUCAAUUCUACGUGCUGAGGUUUUUUGUUGGACUAGCCGAGAGCACCUUUUACCCAGGAAUGCAAUACAUCAUCGGAUCCUGGUACCGCAAAGAUGAGCUUGCAAAACGCUCCUGUAUCUUCCAUACUAGUAGUGGAAUUGCUAGUAUGUUCUCCGGAUAUCUCAUGGACGCAGUGUAUCGGCUUGGGGGACGGGGAGGUUUCAAAGGUUGGCAGUGGCUUUUCAUCAUCGACGGUGUGAUAUCUUUGCCGGUGGCCAUAAGUGGAUUUUUUAUCCUUCCGGACGUGCCCGAGAUCUCCAACAAGGGGAGGUUGAAAAGGAAUGAUCUCGCUAAUUUCUACCCUAGAUUCUUGAAGGACUCAAAAGAUCCAGUCUACUCCAUCAGCCAGAUCAAUUCGAUACCCACAACCACUCCUGCCGUUCAGGUUGUGACGACCCUGGCUUAUGCAUGGAUUUCUGAUACCAUACUGAAAGGCAGUCGCUGGCCUCCAAUUGUGUUUGGCGCUUGCGUCAAUAUCAUCAGUUAUGUCUCUCUUGCGGUGUGGAAUAUCCCACCGGGAUGGAAAUGGACGUGCUACAUCAUCAGCGGGGCUGGUUAUGGACUCAGUGGUCUACUCAUGGCUUGGGCCCAUGAAAUUUGCUCUGAUGACAACGAGGAACGAUCUCUAGUGAUUGGGAGUAUGAACGAACUCGCUUAUGUCUUCCAGGCCUGGCUACCUCUCAUCGUAUGGCAGCAAGUUGAUGCACCAGAGUAUCGCAAGGGGUUCAUCACCGUUACUGUUCUCUCAAUCCUUCUGAUUAUCUUCACCUUCCUCGUUCGCUUCCUUCACAAAAAAGAGAAAUCGAAUACAAGGUACGCUGUGAACACAUUACUUCUCAUUGAUAUUCUUCUUCUCAUGGCUAAUGAGCUAUAG